Messenger RNA from Neurospora crassa OR74A, 324 nucleotides. RefSeq lists its product as hypothetical. The transcript is spliced from 2 exons. NCBI's taxonomy places the organism in Eukaryota, Fungi, Ascomycota, Sordariomycetes, Sordariales, Sordariaceae. The record is from RefSeq and is a predicted model, not a curated record. Bases 1 to 324 code for a protein of 107 amino acids.
AUGGCAUUCAGGAUCAUUCCGAUCAACCGGAUCACCCGCGAAAUGACCCAAAACAGCACUGUCAUCCCCACCCGUCCCAAGAUCGCACUCAGGGCUCGCCAGGUUAUCCAGAAAGCCUUGAUGAAUGGAACUCACGAUGAGACAAUCGAGAUGGCUCUCACCAAGCUGCUUUCAAACUUCAAUUACCUCUGGGGAUGGGGUGGCUACAAGGACAAGACGGUGGGGGUCACUGUUGGGUUACUCAAUGAGAUGCUGGCUGUCUUGAAGGGUAUGCGACUUGCUUGGCCCCUGCUGCUCGCUCGUGUUGAUCGUACGUACUUUUAA